Sebastes umbrosus (honeycomb rockfish) is the source of this 3596-nucleotide messenger RNA. RefSeq names its product zinc finger protein 362b (gene znf362b). NCBI's taxonomy places the organism in Eukaryota, Metazoa, Chordata, Actinopteri, Perciformes, Sebastidae. Gene Ontology annotation, biological process: negative regulation of transcription by RNA polymerase II. The record is from RefSeq and is a predicted model, not a curated record. Gene Ontology annotation, molecular function: RNA polymerase II cis-regulatory region sequence-specific DNA binding; DNA-binding transcription repressor activity, RNA polymerase II-specific. The transcript has 10 exons. The coding region runs from base 155 to 1540 and encodes 461 amino acids. Gene Ontology annotation, cellular component: nucleus.
UGUGUGUAGUGAGCCUGCAGCACCCAGAAGUGAACAAAGCGACCCGGAAGCGGUGGUCCGACUGGAGGCAGCAGGCAGAAAGAACAUCAAGCUUUUAUAUUAUAGCUGGAGCUAGUCUGUCUGUCUGUCUCUCUAUCUACUCUGCAACACCAGGAUGGCGGAGCCGCGAUUUAACAGUCCGUAUUUCUGGCCGCCACCUCCAUCCAUGCCAGGCCAGCUGGAUAACCUGGUGCUCAUUAACAAGAUUAAGGAGCAGCUGAUGGCCGAGAAGAUCCGACCCCUGCACCUGCCGCCUACCUCCGCCCAAUCCCAGCAGUCUCUGCUGGUGCAGACCUCGUCUCCGGACGGCGGCGCUCAGCACGUCAUGUCGGUGCCGAAGCCCCAGCAGCAGCAGCAGGUGCAGGGCCACCACCCGCAGCCGCAGGGCUCCGGACAGCCGGACAUCGCUCUGCACGCUCGCCCGGCGUCCAGCUCUGGACCAGAUUAUGCGGUGGUGACGAUAUUCUCAGACAUGGCAGAUGGAAACAUGGACGAUAAGUCGGCGGUGAAGGCCAAAGGAUUGUGGGAAGACUGGCACAUGAGACAGCUCAGCGAGCAACAGAACCGGCUCAACCAUCGCUCAGUAGUUUUCACAUCUCCAGGUCUGGCUCCUUCAUCCCGACCCGACAGCCACGGCACCUCAGAGGCCCUGACCCCCACCACUCCCACCUCCAGCCUCCAGAACCGCCUGGGCGGCGCCCAAUCCGUGAACAUCAUCUCCGGGCUGGCCAGCGGUCCCGGCAUGGACCACAUGAAAGUCGGAGGCCUGGCCGGACUGUUGGGCCCCCCGCCGAAGGCCCCCCGUGGGCGGAAGAAGAUCAAAGCUGAACACGCGACCGGUCCUCUGCUGGUGGUGCCCUACCCGCUCAUCACCGACCACGGCUGCGUCACCGUGGCACCCAAAGAGGGCAAAACCUACAGAUGCAAAGUGUGCCCGCUCACCUUCUUAACCAAGUCAGAGAUGCAGAUUCACUCCAAGUCCCACACGGAGGCCAAACCACACAAGUGUCCCCACUGCUCCAAGACAUUCGCCAACGCCUCCUACCUGGCCCAGCACCUGCGCAUCCACCUGGGGAUCAAGCCCUACCACUGCUCCUACUGCGAGAACUCCUUCCGUCAGCUGUCACACCUGCAGCAGCACACCAGAAUCCACACAGGCGAUCGGCCGUAUAAAUGUGCUCACCCCGGAUGUGAAAAGGCUUUUACCCAGCUGUCUAACCUCCAGUCUCACCAGAGGCAGCACAAUAAAGACAAGCCGUAUAAAUGUCCUAACUGCUACCGUGCCUACUCCGACUCCGCGUCGUUGCAGAUCCACUUGUCAGCUCACGCCAUCAAAAACGCGAAGGCCUACUGCUGUAGCAUGUGCGGCCGGGCGUACACCUCAGAGACCUACCUUAUGAAGCACAUGUCCAAACACACGGUGGUGGAGCACCUAGUGAGCCACCAGUCGCCUCAGAGGACCGAGUCCCCCAGCAUCCCCAUACGCAUCUCCCUCAUCUGAGCCGCUCAGCAGCAGGUCGGAUUCAGAGUCUACGUCAGGCUGGAGCUCAUGAGGCCCUGCACCCACAGCCAUCUACAUAAGGCUUACUUUAGCAUUAUGACAGCUGACAUAAGCAUUCAGUGCUAGAUUCAGUAAAAACAGGCCGCCUCCAUCCAUCUCGAUAACAGGCCGCCUGUCAAAAAUGAGCACAGCGUUAUUUUGUGAAUGUAAAAAAAAAAAAAAAAAAAUACAGCUAGAUGUUGUCCGGAGGAUCGAGUGGCAAAGAAUGUCUUGCGUCAGAUUUAAUAAGCACUUUCGUAAGCAUCAUGUAAACUGCCGGAUGCAUUGGCCAUCAGAAAUGUUUUAGUUAGUUGUUUUUUUUCCUCUUCCAUGAAAUGGGUUUUUCCAAAAUGUGCCAGAUGAUAUUCGCCCUUAUAAAGAAUUGAGAGAAAAAAUAAAAUGUUUGCUGGGUGUAUUGUGGAGACAUCCAAAGAUAAUCUUAAAGCACUUUUAGGCCUCGUGGUUUUGGCUCAAAUUGUUUCAAUCUCGUUGGAUGGGAAAUGCUAAAGGGCAUUACUUAUGGCAGCUAAAGAGUACCGACUGUUUAAAAAACAAAACAGUCUUUUUAUGUUUCUUUUUGUAUAUUUUACACAUUUACAGGGUCAUCUUAAAAUUUGAAGAAAGGCAAUCGGUAGAUGACAAUUUAACCAUUUGAUGAUUGUAUUAUUGACUUGGGGGAGGCCAAUAAGUAGAGCGACAUGGAAGGGAAGAAGGAUGAAUGUUUUUUUUUUUAUUAUUUUUCACUCCAUUUUUGACAUUACGGCACCUUUUACGAUCGUAACACAUGAUCAAAGAAACACUGCUUUUUAUAUAUAUUAUGUUUUCCUCACGUCCCAGUAACUUAGUGCCAUAAUAUAUGAACCUUGUUGAAGGUUUUAAGAGUGUGUGUCUACUUUCUCUACUCAGUUAAGCUUUGACUAUUAUAAGUAUUAGAGGUUGAAUACGUUGCACAUGUAUCAGUGCCAGCUCUGCUCUACUCAGCCCGACUUUUAAAAACACACUUUCAGCUGAAAAUGAAAUUUUACUCGAGGUGGUAAAUUUUAAAACCCAAACAUUGGACCAAAAUGUGAAGUUAUUGUACAGCUACUCUGACCCAGUUAAGUAUUUUUUUAAUAAGCUUUACCCAUUUGGAAUAAACUGCAGUAUAAUUCAUAUUCCACCUUUGUUUAUGAGUUAACGUGGAGGUGAUGCUUCUCCUUUUUCAUUUCUUUUUCUCCUUUGUAUUCUUUUUAUUGUACACAGUAUUGUUUGUUGUAUUUUUACUGUAACUUUAACCUCUGGAUGGUACUAACAGUACCCUGUAUUCUUCAGGGCACUUCAGAAAAAGGUGCUACGGCUAAACGUUUGAGACGGAACUGAGAAUAAUGUAAAAUACAUAUACAGUAUAUAGUAUGUUUUCAAAAGAAUAAAAACUUAUUACUCAAGCCACUGGCCUGAAAAACAGACAUUUAACGCCAACAACAGACCCUGCCUCUUCAACUUACUCUCUCUUCUGAGAUAAUGGGAAAAUGUACAUGUUGCUGUACUGUAAAACAUGUUAACUCAUUUAUAGUACCUAUUUUUUAGUUUUCAUAAACAUGCUCCGUUUGGGUUUUUGUAAAAGUUUAUGUAUGAACUUACUGUAAUUAUUUUAGUCUACCCAUAUGUUAUUAAUAUUCAUGUUUUAUAUCAGUUAUUUACAUGUAAGCCUUAACUGUUUUAUCAUCCCAUUUCCAUUACUCUGUAUUGUGUUCUGCAGUAUUCAGUCGUGUAAAACAUUUUCAUUUUUUUCCUUCCGCAUGGAGUUCCUGAGCUGUAAUCUGUAUGAUAACUGUUUAACCCAUGUUCUCUAUGAAAAGAUAUUGCGUAGAUUUAUUACACUUUUUCCCGUCUUGCAUUGUGGUUUCAUAUACAGUUUCUAGACGACUAAAUAUGCACAGCCAAGACUGAGGAGUUAAACUAAGGUUAUCAAUGUUUAAAAAAGGAAAAAAAGCUUUGUAUCUUUACCUUGUUUAAUAAACAGACUGUUAUAAAUUCA